Messenger RNA from Lampris incognitus (smalleye Pacific opah), 2574 nucleotides. It is a transcript of the gene dek, whose product is annotated as DEK proto-oncogene. NCBI's taxonomy places the organism in Eukaryota, Metazoa, Chordata, Actinopteri, Lampriformes, Lampridae. The record is from RefSeq and is a predicted model, not a curated record. The transcript has 12 exons. The coding region runs from base 104 to 1477 and encodes 457 amino acids. Gene Ontology annotation, cellular component: nucleus. Gene Ontology annotation, biological process: regulation of double-strand break repair; chromatin organization. Gene Ontology annotation, molecular function: DNA binding; histone binding.
ACUGGACGAACCGCCAUUUGGAAAGCACAAACAAAAAGCAGACGCGCAGUUAUUUGGCUGUGGAGGAUAAGUUGAAACCCGGACAAAUAUUGACAAUACAGACAUGAGUGAACUGGCGGAGGAACUACUUGAGAGCUCUGCUGUGUCAGAGGAGGAGGUCGAGGAGCCAAAGAAGGGGGCGCAGACAGACCAGCCUGAGAAGAAGGGGCGCCUCAGAGUACAAGGUGAAAUCCUGGAGGGCAAGCGGACAAAGAAGACCAUAGAGAGGCUAGACUUCCAGAUCUCCAAACCAAAAGAGAAGUUGAAGGUUGAGGAUGGUGGAGGAGAUAAGUUAGGAGAUAUACCACGCACAAACUACCACAUUGGAAAGAUGAAGCCAGUGGAUCUGAAACCACUCCACACCAUACUGUUUGAUAGACCUGGAAAAAUGGCCACUAUGAGGAAGAACAUGCGUUUAUUUAACGGCUUUCCAUUUGAGUUGGACAGUGAGCCCUACAUCAAAAAGAGGGAAAAACUCCUCAGGACGUCGUCAUUCACCAACUCCAAGCUGAGAGUUAUCUGUAAGGUGUUGGAUUUGGAGAAGAAAGGAACCCAGUCUGAUCUGAUCGACAGGAUACUGACCUUUCUCAUUGCUCCCAAAAACAGUGGGAGGCCUCUGCUUUCAAAGAAGAAGAAAAGGUCAAAGAAGAACCUGUCGGGUAGCGACUCAAAGACCAAAACGAAAAAGAAGAGCAAACCCAAGCCCAAGAGAACGUCGACCAGCCCCAAGAAGUCCAAAGCAGGAAGCAAGUCCAAAGCCAUUGUCAUGGACUCCAGCAGUGAUGAUGAUGAUGAGGAGGAGGAGGAAGAGGAGGACAGGUCAGGGGUUGUGGAAGAUGAUGGCUCUGAUAAUGAGGAGAAACUGUCCAACAAAGAAGAGGAGCAGUCUGAGGAUUCUGCAGAUCAGGAGGAAGAUGAACAGAUACUUUAUCAUCAGUCUCCCAAGUCAAAACCAAGCAAAGGCAAGGCUGCAUCCAAGAAAUCCACACCAGUCAAAAGACCAAGGCCACCAGGGAAUAAGACGGCUCCACCCAAGAAGAGAGUGCGGAAAGAGGCAUCAGACCAGUCAGAAUCUGAUGCCGACAGCGACAGUGAGCCUGAGGAAAAGCCCAAAAAGAAGGCAACAGCAAGGAGAGGACCGCCAGCCAAGCCAGCUGCCAAGACCAAGAAAGCAGAUAGCAGCAGUAACAGCAAAAAGACUGCAAGCAAAGUAACGGAGGACAGCUCGGACGACGAUGAGCCGCUCAUUAAGAUGAUAAAGAAGGACCCGUCUGAUGAGCAGCUGAAGGAGACUGUGCAGAGCCUCCUGAAGGAAGCCAACUUGGAGGAGAUGACCAUGAAACAGAUCUGCCAGAAGGUAUAUGACACAUACCCAGAGCACGACCUCACCAGCAGGAAGGACUACAUCAAACAGACAGUCAAAUCAUUAAUCACCUGAGGAUGCAGCGAAGUGUGACAGCAGCUGAGCAGGGAUUGAAUGUCAAUAUUUGAAGAGGAUGAAUCGGUGAACAUUUUGAAGCUACGUCACUGAUUAACAAGUUGUUUUUGCCUGUGUUGAUUUCACGUUGCCUCAUCCUGUCAGAUGAGCAUUUUGUUAAUGUUUUGUCUUUUUUUUGUGUUUAGGUGUAAUUCACUAACUGAAUAAUUUGUUAAAUGAACUCACUGCUCUCCUACAGUUUAUUCAGCGGGUCAGUGACAGACGAUUGGCUUUCCAAGACCGGUUUAAGGUUCUUUAUGCACAAAUUCUUCAGUCAUGACCAAAUCCAAGGCAAAGUUUUGAUUUAUUAAAAGAAUAAGAAAACUACAAAUCAGUAGGUAAUAUUUCCUACAACUUUCUGCCAAGUUUUAAAUUUUUAAACUUGCCUCUCACUUCUGUAGGUUUGAUGUAUACUUUUCCUUUUUUUUUCCUCUUUUUUUCUUUUAACCAUGCUCCUGGGAAAUAGCACUAUGUGAUCUAGGACAAGUCAAAAAAACUUUAUAAUGUGGCCUUAAUCAUCUGGUCUGCUAUGUUUCAGUAUAUCACAGUUCUCAGUUAAGUAUUGGUCAACAGACUGAAAAAAAUUUUUUUUUCAACCCAGGUCAGUUUUGUUUAAUUUUUGUUUUUUUGGCACUUGCAUGAGUCUUAACUAAUGAAGGUAUUUGAAUCCAUGAUUUAAGGAUGUAAACACUGAACUAAAAUGAGCUCAACAUUUUGAAGGUCACGGUGUAGGUUGGGAUUUUUUUUAUACAUAUUUGAUCUUUUAUAGUGUCCACCAACUCUGUUUUCAAUGGCUUUGGUUGCCUUCAUAAUUCUUUUUUUUUCUGCUUUUAAUUUGUAUAUGAGUUUUUGAAAUUUUUUAUUAUUUUUGAUUGACACCUGUUUCAGCCAAUCAUUUUUUGGCCCAUUUGUUCAAGCAGAAGGGUUUUCUUUUGUCUUGGGUUUAAUUGGUAAAAAGUUGGAUGUUUUACUCAGUGUUAAUUUUUCAAAGAUAUGGCUAAGGUUGCGCUAAAUAGUUAACCUGCAGAUUAAAGUUGACUUUUUUGAUAAAAAAAAAA